Messenger RNA from Thlaspi arvense, 2751 nucleotides. The record is from the annotation of a GenBank genome assembly. NCBI's taxonomy places the organism in Eukaryota, Viridiplantae, Streptophyta, Magnoliopsida, Brassicales, Brassicaceae.
AGAAAAAGGAGAAAAAUAAAAAAGAUUAUCUGGCAAAGUUCUCUGCUUCUUGUUUCCGAGAAAGUUGAAGCAGACAAGCAGAAAAAUUUCAGAUUUCUCUUUUCUCGAGCUAAGCUCUCAGCUCAAAGCACACACGCACGAACGCUCGAUUCUGUUGUUUCUCGUUUGAUUGAAGGAUAUCGAAAGCUCAAAUUCCGAUCUUUUUGUGGAAUCCUGACCAAGUUUCAUUUUCUGGAAAUGGGCUGUGAGGUCUCCAAGCUAUCUGCACUUUGCUGCGUUUCAGAGUCUGAAAGAUCCAAUCCUGAUGUUACAGGCUUAGACGAGGAAAGGAGAGGUGAAUCAGAUGAUUUGCCUCAGUUUCGUGAAUUCUCUAUCGAUACUUUAAGGAACGCUACUUCAGGAUUUGCAGCAGAGAACAUAGUUUCAGAGCAUGGAGAGAGAGCUCCAAAUGUUGUGUAUAAAGGGAAGCUUGAGAACCAUAGACGAAUUGCUGUUAAAAGGUUUAACAGGAAAGCUUGGCCUGAUUCUCGGGAGUCACAACCAAUGAAGUGGGCGAUGAGACUGAGAGUAGCCUUACAUAUUGCUCAGGCGCUAGAGUAUUGUACUGGCAAAGGGCGUGCACUUUACCAUGACCUAAAUGCUUAUAGAGUUCUCUUUGACGAUGAUGCGAAUCCAAGACUUUCGUGCUUUGGUCUGAUGAAAAACAGUAGAGAUGGAAAGAGUUACAGCACUAACCUGGCAUUCACUCCUCCUGAGUAUCUGAGAACAGGUCGCGUGACGCCAGAAAGUGUGAUGUACAGCUUUGGAACUCUGUUGCUGGACCUCCUCAGUGGAAAGCACAUUCCUCCAAGCCAUGCGUUGGACCUCAUACGAGACAGGAACAUUCAGAUGUUGAUGGAUUCAUGCUUGGAAGGUCAGUUUUCAAGUGACGAUGGGACUGAACUAAUAAGGUUAGCUUCAAGAUGCUUGCAGUACGAGGCCCGAGAGAGGCCUAACCCAAAAUCGUUAGUCGCUGCAAUGGUUCCUCUUCAGAAGGAUCUUGAGAUUGCUUCUCAUCAACUUAUGGGCAUACCCAACAGUGCGUCGACCUCCGCUCUUUCACCACUUGGAGAAGCAUGCCUAAGAUCAGAUCUAACUGCCAUACAUGAGAUCAUUGAAAAGCUUGGAUAUAAAGAUGACGAGGGUGCAGCCACAGAGCUUUCAUUCCAGAUGUGGACCAACCAGAUGCAGGACACACUGAUCUUUAAGAAAAAGGGAGAUUCUGCAUUCCGACAUAAAGACUUUGCAAACGCCAUCGAAUGCUUUUCUCAGUUCAUUGAGGUAGGGACAAUGGUUUCACCAACUGUUUAUGCAAGGAGGAGUCUGUGUUACCUAAUGAAUGAGAUGCCUAAAGAGGCCCUAAACGACGCGAUGCAAGCCCAAGUGAUAUCUCCUGCUUGGCAUAUCGCAUCCUAUCUCCAAGCUGUAGCCUUGUCAGCUCUAGGACAAGAGAACGAAGCACACGCUUCUCUCAAAGACGGUGCAAUGCUCGAAAGCAAAAGAAACACUCUAACCGUGGUUCAACGCCACAACCCAUUUGUCUUUAAUUACAAGAAGUGGACUGUUUUUGUUGUUGUAGUUGUUUUGGGUUCAACGGCACAGACGUUUGUUUCCUAUUAUAGAGAAGAAAAGGAAAUUGUCCGAAGCCCACCGGAAAUUGAACUGAGAAAAUCGCUCCGAUCGGCGAAGAUUGAAGCGGAGCAUCCUCCGGGCAAGUUGCGGCGAAGACCUACGAAGAUGGGGAAACGAGGAGCUAAGAAGCUUACAAGAGCUGAAGGAGGACCUAAUCUCAAGUCUGAGCUAAGACAUGACCACUUGAAGAAUCUCGCUCUCUGGUCUUCCGGCGGAGACACUCCAAUCCCGUCGCUAGCUGCCUUGUUCGGCCGGCGCCUAGCUGCCGACGGAGAAGCUUCGGGGAUUCCUCAUAAUCCUGAUCUCGUCACUUGUCAAAGGUGUGAGACGAUUCUUCAGCCCGGCUUCAACUGCAAUGUCAGGAUCGAGAAGGUUUCCGCUAAGAAGAGGAAACACAUUAGUUGCAAGAAGUCUAACUUCUGUUUGCCUCAGAACAAUGUAGUUUACCACUGCAGCUUCUGUUCUCACCGUAAUCUCAAGAGAGGAACUUCGAGAGGUCAGAUGAAAGAGAUUUGCCCGCCCAAGCCAAAACCCAUUCGUCCACGUCCUGGGAUCAAGAAAGAGAUGAUGAUGUUGCCUCAAGAAACCCAAAGUAGCAUGCUUUCUUCACCUGAAAGAUCUGAGAAAGAUCAGGUGGAGAUUAGUGCUGUGAAUACACCAAAGCCAAUGCUUACGUUGGAGAGGGAUAGGAGAAUAAGAAAAUCCAAAAGUAAGAAACCGAUUGAGCCCGAAAGCGUUUCUGAGAAAACAGCUGGUGGAUCUAAUAAGAGGAAGAGAAAUACAUGGACAAGUAUGAUGAAGGAGACAGCUGAGACAAACAAGAGUUCUAGAGCUGCAAACUUAAAGAUACCAUUUCUCUUGUGAUCUGAUGUUAAUAUCUUUGCAAGUAAAAAAAAGAAGAGAUUUUAGGAAAAGCAGAGUAAAUAUAUCUCUUUGUGGUUCGGUUUUGAUUGCAAUGAUGCUUCUUUGAUACUCUUUUUCCUUUUGACUUUAGAUGUUUUGAUGAUUUGUGUGAGAAGUGAAAGUCAUAGUUCUUACAGAAAGUCAUAGUCAUUGAUCUGUUUUUAAGCCCUAAGCACC